UUUUAUUGCUGAUGUUGAGGAACGCUGGCUGAACAUUGUCAACUGCGUCAGUGCGUUGAGACGAUACUGUGAACGAAAUAUGUGAUUUGCUCGUGCUGGUGUGGUUUACUAUCGGCAGGUAUAUAGUUAACCAAAACAUGCAUUUAUUUAAACACAGCUUCACCUAAUUACUACUGGUAAAAGUGUUUGAAUACCAGUUACUUUUUUUCAAAACUGUGGCCAUGAAUUGUUCCUCUUUUGCUCAUACACCGAUAGGCCAUAUCAUUAAGACCACUAGCAGGUGAAGUGAGUAACACUGAUUAACACCUUACAAUGGCACCUGUCUAAAGGUGAUGGAAGCAGAAAAAACUGGCCACGUGUAAGCAACUUUGACAAGAGACAGAUUGUGUUGGCAGGACAACUGGAUCAGAGCAUCUUCAAACCGUAUGCGUCGACAGAGCAGACAGAAUGCCCAUGUUGCCCCAUGACCACCGCAGAAAGCCAUGGAAGAAAGUCCCCUGUCCUACCAGGUUUAUAUGCUUAGGGGAUAAACACACUGGGUGAUCCAGUAAAAGGGCAGGGCAAGUAAAGACGACAAAGCACAGUUCAUCCCAGAUUCUCUCAACUUUCAGUGUUGGAUUGGACUGCUAGUGAAUUAUUGGAUCAUGCUAAGCCUUAUCAAACUACCUCGACUCCUAACCAUCAACCAAGUUCCAAAUGUGUUCCAUGAAGAUGGAAUCAUAUCUGGGUAUCGAUAUCCCUACAGCUCAGCAAAAGACUGUAUUCUCAGUAUCUUUCAGCUAACAAAUGAAACCCUCAACAUUUGGACCCACUUUCUUCCUACAUGGUUCUUCUUGUGGAAGUUCCUUAUGGUGCUUAUAAAGGAAGACUGGCAGGACUCCUACUGCUGGCCUCUUCUGAUCUUCCUGUUGUCUUGCUGCUUGUACCCACUGGCUUCUAGCUGUGCACACACCUUCAGUACUAUGUCUGAACGUGCCAGACACAUCUGCUUCUUUUUCGACUAUGCAGCCCUGAGCUUCUACAGCUUAGGUUCUGCCAUCACAUAUUCUUCCUAUAUAUUUCCUGAGAAAUGGGUUAACAGCGUCUUCCAUAAAUAUUACAUUCCCACCGCCAUUCUCAACUCUAUCCUCUCCACUGGACUGGCCUGUUACUCAAGGCUUGGAUUGCCUUUUAUUGAGUACAACUACCCUGUAAAUAACAGGUUGGUUGAGAAAACAAGCAUGAAACUAGGGAAAAUUCUGCGGAUUGUGUCCUUUGCAUAUCCGUAUCUCUUUGACAAUAUUCCUUUAUCCUAUCGGAUUUUUUUGUGUGUUGGAGAGGAUUGCGCAGUCAAUGAAGCCACUUUUGUUCACUUCCAGCACACUGCACUGGCACUAAUUACAGGAUUCCUCUUUGCUUCGCAUCUACCUGAACGCCUGGCACCUGGAAGUUUUGACUAUAUAGGACACAGUCACCAGCUCUUUCAUGUGUUUGCAAUCACUGGCACCUACUUCCAGCUCUCUGCCAUUGAGCAAGACAUGACCUUACGGAAGCAAUGGCUUCUGACACAUUCACAACCAAUUACCUUCACCAACACAGUGGGUGCAGCGCUGCUUAGCGCAACCGUCAGUCUAUGUAUAAUCUAUGUCUUCAGUAAGGCACUUUUCUGCACAAGGAUUUGUAAAGACGGUGAUUUUGAAAAGGUCACAUUUUCCUGCAGUUUCUGACUCGCAUCAUGCAAAAUCAUGUUUUAUCUUGAGACGGGAAAAAAAAAGGUGAUGAUUUAAGUACUAAAUCAUAUUCUACAAAUUGCUGUGUUAUCUUACUUAUUUGACGUGUCCUGUUCGAGAUCUGGUAAUAAGGUUUUGUUAUAAAAUAGCCACAUGUGCUGCAAACUGUGCCUUUCACUGAGUUGUGUUUACAAUUAUGAUACUCAGUACAUGAUUCCCACGUGUACACUAAAUAUUUAAACAAAAAAUCUGUACGUUUGAAUUAAGUGUUUUUAUUUGUAAUAAUUAUCUAUUUUAUCAAUAAACUGUUUUAUAUAUCAA
Silurus meridionalis is the source of this 2030-nucleotide messenger RNA. It is a transcript of the gene paqr5a, whose product is annotated as progestin and adipoQ receptor family member Va. Gene Ontology annotation, cellular component: membrane. NCBI's taxonomy places the organism in Eukaryota, Metazoa, Chordata, Actinopteri, Siluriformes, Siluridae. Gene Ontology annotation, molecular function: signaling receptor activity. The record is from RefSeq and is a predicted model, not a curated record. The coding region runs from base 645 to 1706 and encodes 353 amino acids. The transcript is spliced from 9 exons.